AGGGGACUCUACCUGAAUUUUCCAGCUGCAGAAUGUGUAAUACCUUUAAAGGUUGGCAAUGAUGAGUAAACUGGAAUUAAAAGAAGACAAGAUGCUGGAGGUUCAAUUUGUGGGAGAUGAUGAUGUUCUUAAUCACAUUCUUGAUAGAGAAGGAGGAGCUAAAUUAAAAAAGGAGCGAGCUCAGCUUUUGGUCAACACAAAAAAAAUAAUAAAGAAGCCAGAAUAUGAUUUGGAAGAAGAUGACCAGGAAGUCUUAAAAGAUCAGAACUAUGUGGAAGUUUUAGGACAAGAUAUUCAAGAAUCUUUGAAAAAUGGCUCUGCUGCAGAUGGUGGGAAUAAAGUUUAUUCUUUUCAGAAUAGAAAACACUCUGAAAAGAUGGCUAAAUUAGCUUCAGAACUAGCAAAAACACCAAGAAAAAAUGUUUCAGUUAAUUUGAAGAAUGAUCCUGAAAUUAUGAUAAACAUUCCUCAAUGUAGCAAGGGACAUUCUGCUUCAGACAAAGUUCAGGUGAAGAACAACGAUAAAAGCGAAUUUCUAUCAACAGCACCUAGUGGUAUAAGGAAAAGAUUAAUAGUUCCAAGGUCUCAUUCUGACAGUGAAAGUGAAUAUUCUGCUUCCAACUCAGAAGAUGAUGAAGGAGUUGCACAAGAAUAUGAAGAGGACACUAAUGAAGUCAUAUUGAGCCAAAAGAUUCCAUCUCAGAAUAGAGUAGUUUCAGCUCCUGUUUGUAAAGGAACACCUUCUAAGAAAAUGAAAAGAGAUAAAACAAGUGAUUUAGUAGAAGAAUAUUUUGAAGCUCAUAGCAGUUCAAAAGUUUUAACCUCUGACAGAACACUACAGAAACUAAAGCGAGCUAAACUGGAUCAGCAAACUUUGCGUAACUUACUGAGCAAGGUUUCUCCUUCCUUUUCUGCUGAACUUAAACAACUAAAUCAACAGUAUGAACAAUUAUUUCAUAAAUGGAUGUUGCAGUUACGCCUGGGGUUCAACAUUGUGCUUUUUGGUUUGGGUUCUAAAAGAGAUUUACUAGAAAGGUUUCGAACCACUGUGCUGCAAGAUUCCAUUCAUGUUGUCAUCAAUGGCUUCUUUCCUGGAAUAAGUGUGAAAUCAAUCCUGAAUUCUAUAACAGAAGAAGUCCUCGAUCAUAUGGGUACUUUCCGCAGUGUACUGGAUCAGCUAGACUGGAUAGUAAACAAAUUUAAAGAAGAUUCUUCUUUAGAACUCUUCCUUCUCAUCCACAAUUUGGAUAGCCAAAUGUUGAGAGGAGACAAAAGCCAGCAAAUUAUUGGACAGUUGUCAUCUUUACGUAAUAUAUACCUUAUAGCAUCUAUUGAUCACCUCAAUGCUCCUCUCAUGUGGGAUCAUGCAAAGCAGAGUCUUUAUAACUGGCUCUGGUAUGAAACUACUACGUAUAGUCCUUAUACUGAAGAAACUUCCUAUGAGAAUUCUCUUCUGGUUAAACAAUCUGGAUCAUUACCACUGAGUUCUCUAACUCAUGUCUUACGAAGCCUUACCCCUAAUGCAAGGGGGAUCUUCAGGCUACUAAUAAAGUAUCAACUGGAUAACCAGGAUAACCCUUCUUACAUUGGACUUUCUUUUCAAGAUUUUUACCAACAGUGUCGAGAGGCAUUCCUGGUCAAUAGUGAUCUGACACUUCGGGCCCAGCUAACUGAAUUUAGGGACCACAAGCUUAUAAGAACAAAGAAGGGAACUGAUGGAGUAGAAUAUUUGUUAAUUCCUGUGGACAAUGGAACAUUGACCGAUUUCCUGGAAAAGGAAGAAGAAGAGUCUUGA
Molecule: messenger RNA, 1795 nt
Organism: Puma concolor (puma)
Lineage: Eukaryota; Metazoa; Chordata; Mammalia; Carnivora; Felidae
Source: RefSeq, a predicted model, not a curated record